CGCCCUCCUCUUAUCUCUCCCUCUCCACACUCCUCCACAUUCUCCACCACCAAGUCUAAACAAUUCAAUGGCGGCCGCCACCGCUACCAUAGCAGCUCUGUCGUCGCCGCCCACGGCCACGCCCUUGUUUGCCCCGCGCAGUACCGUCGCGUUCCCCCGCAGGGCGGGGGGUGGCGGCGGUCUGUUUGGCGGGGCGGGAGCGGGAGCGGGAGUGGGAGUGGGAGUGGGAGUGCGGCGGGGGGGACGGAUGACGGCGAUGGCGUACAAGGUGAAGCUGAUAACGCCGACGGGGGAGGUGGAGGUGAGCUGCCCGGAGGACGUGUACAUCCUGGACACGGUGGAGGAGCAGGGGAUCGAUCUGCCCUACUCCUGCCGCGCCGGCUCCUGCUCGUCCUGCGAGAUCGACCAGUCCGACGGCAGCUUCCUCGACGACGACCAGAUCGCCGCCGGCUACGUCCUCACCUGCGUCGCCUACCCCCGCUCCGACCUCGUCAUCGAGACCCACAAGGAGGAAGAGCUCACGGCCUAGUCAUUAAUCACAAUUCUACGUACGUACGUACUGAUCAAUCUACAUACAUGCGUACACACACAAUACGUACGUGUGUAUAACGUUGCCUGGGGAUGAUGAUAUAUGGUGCAUAUAUGCAUGUUUUAGUUUUUCAUUUGUUUUUUUCUCUUUUUUUUUUUUGGUUUUUGUUUUAUGCUUUUCUCCUUUUUGUUGAGGGGGGUUCUAAUUGAGAUCGAUGGUGGAGAAUUGGAGAGUGUUUGUUGUGUGAUCUCUGGUUGAGUUCCUUUUGAGGUUCAAUUAUUAUUAUUAUUAUUAUAUUACUAUAUCAUGAUAUGGUUAUGAGUAAUAAUUAAUAUUGUUAGUUAUGGCAAUGAUGAAAUUAAUGAUGCUUUUAUUUAUUUA
Molecule: messenger RNA, 910 nt
Organism: Ananas comosus (pineapple)
Lineage: Eukaryota; Viridiplantae; Streptophyta; Magnoliopsida; Poales; Bromeliaceae
Product: ferredoxin-like
Exons: 1
Coding region: 68-529 (153 amino acids)
Biological process (GO): electron transport chain
Cellular component (GO): chloroplast
Molecular function (GO): electron transfer activity; 2 iron, 2 sulfur cluster binding
Source: RefSeq, a predicted model, not a curated record